Messenger RNA from Plasmodium relictum, 1515 nucleotides. RefSeq names its product serine--tRNA ligase, putative. Gene Ontology annotation, molecular function: ATP binding; serine-tRNA ligase activity; tRNA binding. The transcript has a single exon. The record is from RefSeq and is a predicted model, not a curated record. Gene Ontology annotation, cellular component: cytosol. Gene Ontology annotation, biological process: seryl-tRNA aminoacylation. The coding region runs from base 1 to 1515 and encodes 504 amino acids. NCBI's taxonomy places the organism in Eukaryota, Apicomplexa, Aconoidasida, Haemosporida, Plasmodiidae.
AUGGUAAUAGAUAUAAAUUUAUUCAGACGAGAAAAAGGAGGAAAUCCUGACAAAAUAAAAGAAUCAGAAAAAAAUAGGUUUCAUGAUGAGAAAAAUGUUGAUAAAGUAAUUGAAUAUGAUGAAAAAUGGAGGAAGUGCAUAUUUAAAUUAGAAGAAUUAAAAAAAUCUAUUAAUGUAGUAAAUAAAGAAAUAGGAAAUAAAAAGAAAGCAAAUAAAAAUGCAGAUGUAGAGGAUUUAAAAAAAAAAAGUUUAAGUAUGAAAGAAGAAAUGCCACUAUUACAAAAUGAAGAAAAAUAUUUGUUAAAACAAAGAAACAUGUAUUUAAGCAAGAUUGGAAAUAUAUUAAAUAAUAAGGUUGUUGUUUCUGAUGACGAAGUAAAUAACAAAAUAAUAAAAACAUGGGGCGUAUGCAAAAAACUAGAUGUUACUAAUAGUGUAAAUGAAAAAAGAGAAGUGGAACCAAUAAAUAGUGUUGGUAAUAAAUUGAAAUAUUAUCAUCAUUUUGAUUUAUUAAAAAAAAUAGGUGGAGCUAAUUUUAAAAAGGGUGUUCAAGUUGCAGGACAUAGGGGAUAUUACUUAACAGGAGCAGGUUUUUUAUUACAUAAUGCCAUUUUACAAUAUGCAUUAAAUUUUUUAGUUAACAAACAAUAUUCUCCUGUAUAUCCACCAUUUUUUAUGAAAAAAAAUAUAAUGGAUGAAUGUGCUGAAUUAGAUGAUUUUGAAGAAACCCUUUACAAAAUAUCAUCUUCUAGUAUGGAAGAGAAUAAAAAUGAUUUAAUAAAAAAUAAUGUUUCCAAUGAAGAGUUAAGUAGAGAUGAUUUAUAUUUAAUUGCAACAUCCGAGCAACCAUUAUGUGCAUUACAUAAAGAUGAAGUAUUAGAAUCAAAAAAUUUACCAUUAAGAUAUGCUGGAUUUUCUUCUUGUUUUAGAAAAGAAGCAGGAGCUCAUGGAAAAGAUAUUAGAGGUAUUCUUCGAGUUCAUCAGUUUGAUAAGAUUGAACAAUUUUGUAUCUCUUUACCUCAUACAAGUAGUAAAAUACAUCAAGAAAUGAUGAACACAUGUGAAGAAUUUUAUCAAUCUUUAAAUAUACCAUAUAGGAUAAUAAGUAUUGUAUCAGGGGCACUUAAUAAUGCUGCGUCUAUAAAAUAUGAUUUAGAAGGUUAUUUCCCAUGUAGUGAUCAAUACAGAGAAUUAGUUUCAUGUAGCAAUUGUACUGAUUACCAAAGCAUUAAUUUAAAUAUAAAGUAUGUAGAUUCUAAUAUUAAGAUUACUGAUCUUCAAAAAACAGAGAAAGAAAAUAUCCAUGAGGAAAUUGAUAGUGAUUAUGAAAACUUCAUUCAGGAUUUUCAAACUGAAAGUAAAAAUUAUGUUCACUUAUUAAAUGGUACAAUGGUUGCUGCACAAAGAUUUUUAUGUUGUCUCCUUGAAAAUUAUCAAAAUGGAGAAGGGAUAGUUGUUCCUGAGAAAUUACGCCCAUUUAUGAAUAAUAUGGAGUUUAUUCCUUUUGUAGAAUAA